UAGACUGAUGCAAUGGUUUUGUACCUUUUCCUCAGAAAUGGCUCCUCGUAAGGGUAAGGAAAAGAAGGAAGAACAGGUGAUCAGCCUGGGACCUCAGGUCGCCGAGGGUGAAAAUGUCUUUGGAGUCUGCCACAUUUUCGCUUCCUUCAACGAUACCUUCGUUCAUGUCACCGACCUGUCGGGAAAGGAGACGAUCUGCCGUGUGACGGGUGGUAUGAAGGUGAAGGCCGACAGAGACGAGUCUUCUCCCUAUGCUGCUAUGCUGGCAGCUCAGGAUGUGGCCCAGAGGUGCAAGGAGCUGGGGAUCACUGCCCUGCACAUCAAGCUGCGUGCCACUGGAGGGAACAGAACUAAGACUCCAGGACCUGGUGCACAGUCUGCCCUCAGAGCUCUGGCUCGUUCUGGCAUGAAGAUCGGCCGUAUCGAGGAUGUCACCCCAAUUCCAUCAGACAGCACCCGCCGAAAGGGUGGACGCCGUGGACGACGUCUGUAAACUGUUCAUUUUUUUUCUGUAUCACUCAAUAAAAACGUCAAAUCCACUUUG
Molecule: messenger RNA, 544 nt
Organism: Lepisosteus oculatus (spotted gar)
Lineage: Eukaryota; Metazoa; Chordata; Actinopteri; Semionotiformes; Lepisosteidae
Source: RefSeq, a predicted model, not a curated record